Plectropomus leopardus (leopard coralgrouper) is the source of this 3794-nucleotide messenger RNA. It is a transcript of the gene tmem178bb, whose product is annotated as transmembrane protein 178Bb. Gene Ontology annotation, cellular component: membrane. NCBI's taxonomy places the organism in Eukaryota, Metazoa, Chordata, Actinopteri, Perciformes, Serranidae. The record is from RefSeq and is a predicted model, not a curated record.
GCUGACUGUGGCUGAUCCCUCCGUCCUCUGCUGCUGCUUGACUGCGGGCUGCACGGACUCUGCUCGGACACAUCAGACGGAUGGAUGCUGAGGAUCGGCGCCUGAGAUGAGAUAAGCAUCCUCCGCCGUACUGCUGCAACGCCGAGGAGGAAAACACUCUGGAAUACAAGGAUUUAACAUUUUAAUUUUGUGAUCUGUGCAACUGGAAAUCCUUCUUUUUGCGCACAACAACCACUUCUAUAAUAAUGCUCCUGAUGGUGCUCUCCAGAGGUGAUGUGAGCUGAACUCGCGGAGGGGGGAAGCCGCAGAGGAGCUGUCCGUCUGUCGAGGUGCGGAUGCGGCUUUGAUAAGCAGCGAGCAUGGCCGCCGGGAAGUUACUGCUCUACGCCGGGCUCUCUCUUUCUCUCUGCGCCCUGGGCAUGCUGGCCGUGGCGAUGUGCUCCGACCACUGGUACGAGACCGACGCCAGGAGGUACAGGGAGCGCUGCCGAAGCUUCUCCAGCCGCCGCAAGGACCCGGGCUUCAUCUACAUCCCCAACAACAGCCUGCCGCUGCGGGCCAGCCGGAGCAGCAGCGCGCCCCGCUGGGAGGAGAAGCUGCUUCUGGCCCGGAACCGGCGGCAGCUGUUCGCCAUGAGCGCCGCGGAUGAGUGCAGCAGGCAGUAUAACUCCACCAACAUGGGGCUGUGGAGGAAAUGCCAUCGGCUGGGCUUCGAUCAAGAAAUCGAGGACCUCAUCCGGAAAGGUUCCAUUGCAAGGUGCUCCUACAUCAAGUAUCACUACUCCUCGGCUACGAUACCCAAAAACCUCUCCUACAACAUCACCAAGACAAUAAGGCAGGACGAGUGGCACUCCCUCCACUUGCGGCGGAUGACGGCGGGUUUCAUGGGCAUGGCGGUGGCCAUCAUCCUGUUCGGCUGGAUCAUUGGCGUGCUCGGCUGCUGCUGGGACAGAGGCCUCAUGCAGUAUGUGGCCGGCCUCCUCUUCCUCAUGGGAGGAACCUUCUGCAUCAUCUCCCUCUGCACCUGCGUUGCCGGCAUCAACUUCGAGCUCUCCCGUUACCCGCGGUACCUGUAUGGCCUGCCCGACGACAUCGGCCACGGCUACGGCUGGUCCAUGUUCUGCGCCUGGGGUGGCCUGGGCCUCACCCUCAUCGCUGGUUUCUUCUGCACCCUGGCUCCCUCUGUCCAGCCGAUACCCCGAUCCACCUGCCCAAAGUCCCGACAGGAGAACGGCACUGUGUGCUAAAGCCGGCAAGACGACCAUCUGAAUCUACAGAUCGACAAACAACAAACAAACCAUGUCUUCAUACAUCUACUCAUCUCCAGUGUCUCCUGGUUACAGAUUUCUUUUUUUAUUUGUGUGUGUGUUUAAAAAUGGGUGUCUUGAUGAAUUGCUACCUUGAAAAUAACAGAAAAAAACUGAAGAACUACAGAAAUAUUAUCAAAAAAAAAAAAGUUGUGCUUGUUUUGUUGUUGUGGAGAAGACGCUGAAAUGGACCAUGACCAAGAAAGGUUUCAAAAAGACAUGGGGAAAAUGAAAGACUAUAUUUUGGAUUGGUUAUAGCAGAAGAGGGGCUCCAAACCCCUAAAGAUCAAUUGCUACGAUUGAGUUUCUCAUUAACUCGGCCUCUUGGAACCUCCUGUGGGAUCAUUCACAAGGGAAUGGACCAGACAUGAAACCAUGUGACUUGCUGGGCUUGGAUCAUGUUUAGCGGCCAUUUGUUAACCUUCCAGCUUCUUAAGUCCCUCCGAUUACUUGGGACAUGCUGGUGGCGAGGAGAUCCAGGACCUCCACUGUUGUACAUUACUGUACAGAAUAUUCCAGACAAGUGACAACCGGGAACUGGACCAUUUUCAUUCUCGUGUAGGUGCAUUUCAUUCCGUCCGAUGAUCCGAUCUGCCAUUUAGCAUUUUAUACAUGCAUUCCUCUUUGAUUCAAAGUCUAUUUUCCUUUUUACUGAACCCUUCAUGUUGUGAACGAACAACGUCUGAGUGUACGUUCGGAGCAAAUGUGUUUUCCAUUCUAGUCAUAGAGGUAAAUGUGUGUGUGUGAGUGUGUGUAUGUGCGGGAAAGGGGUUGUUUUGAAGUCUCUAUAGAAAAAAAGUCGAAAAACAUUACCAUAAUGACAAAGUGGAGCCCUUCCUCUGGGAUGUACGAAAGCAGGGGCUUUGAUGAACAGAAAGACAUAAUGGAGAGAUGUAGUAUCCUGUUUAACCUGACUGACUUCUGCCUUGCCGUCUUUUCGGGAGAGUCCCAGCAGACACGAGAGAUAAAGAGUUGUUUUAAAGGGGGUAGCAUGUUCAGCUCCAUAUUCUGCUGCCCUGAGCAACUAUGGAAGGCUCAAGUAAUUGCAUCUGAUGGGAACAAGCUCCGACCUCUCUUCCAGGGAUUCUGUGAAGCUCUGCUGCUUCUCCUCCAGCUCUUAUUUUUCUUUCACCAUCAGCCAAGACCUGGCAGGGCUUCCUGCAGGGCCUCCUCUCUCUGAAAGGAGGGUAAACAGUACAGUAUCAAAGUACGGGGUUAAAAAGGGGUCAUCUCACUCAGUCAAAACACGUCUAGACUGAAGAAGAAAGGCAAAGUGUUCUGUAUUUGCAAGAUUCCUCAAGGCUGCCAAUCAUAAGUCUGAACUCAAAAUACACACUCGCAUGGGCUUGAAUAUUUCUAUGCACAUUAAGGAUGAUGGUUAUGAUGCAAUAAAUAGGCAGUUUAAAUUCUCACCAGGGCCAAUUAUAGCAGCUAGCUGUGCAAGCAUUAACACAUGGUUCAGAUAUGGACAUCCACUCAUCCAGCAGUACGAUACAAAAAGGUAGUGAGGCCACAGUCCACGUGAUCUUUCAUUGGAGCCAUCCAUUAAAUUGGUAUAGCUAGUCUAAAACCUGAAGUGGCGUCUAUUCAAGAAUAAUUUCAGCAAAAAGCAGCAUGGGUCUCAUAUUAAAGCCCCUUAUCCCAAUUUAUAAAAAUCUGGGGUGCUAUUAUACCUUUGGGUACGGCAUUGGGUUUGUAAAGAUCCUGAUUUAGUUUAGGGGUAAAGUUUUUUGGGAUAUUGGGACUGACAAGCAAGUCAACACCAGUCUUGCAGACCAGUAAGGUGUGGGAGAACAAGAUAUGGUUUUAAUCUACUAUAAGUUUACCAUAAACUGUAUCAAAUAAUUGACGGAGCCACUGUGAGGUCACGUUUUGAUUUCUGAAGCCUUGAGUUUGACAUUUUGGCCUCUGGUAACUUGUUGGCGUUAGAUUUGUAUGAACACGUUUGGACACGAGCUGCCUGCUUGGUUAGCACACUUGCAUUACGGCUUUGUUUAGUUGUGAUAAUGCUAAUUUUCACUAAGGUAUAAACCAUUAUGUAUAUCAACUUGUCAACGACUGGCGCCCAGUUGUCACUAAAAGGAACCACGCAAUUAAUUAUGCAUACAUUUAAGAUUUAAUAACAUUAAAUGAUGAAUUAUGUAAAAUUUUAACCCCAUACAGUUGUCAUGAACUGAUAUUAGCUACAGAGACCAAAACAUUUUUUUUGUACCAGGCUGUAAACAUGUUUGUUUCUGCUGUAAAGUUGGGCAGGUUUGGGGCGCCUGGUUGCUCAGUGGCUAGAGCGGGCGCCCCAUGUGUAGAGGCUGUGUCCUCGCCACAGCGGCCGUGAGUUCGAUUCCUUGGCCCUUGGCCCUUUGCUGCAUGUCACCCCCUUCUCUCUCUCCCCUUUCACACUUGUGCUGUCCUAUCAAUUAAAGGCAAAACCGCCCAUUUUAAUUCAUGUAAUGACUCUAGAAUAUAUUAAAUUAUCAGUUUCUUAAAUAA